Molecule: messenger RNA, 5749 nt
Organism: Scatophagus argus
Lineage: Eukaryota; Metazoa; Chordata; Actinopteri; Scatophagidae
Gene: perm1a
Product: PPARGC1 and ESRR induced regulator, muscle 1
Exons: 6
Coding region: 1004-5035 (1343 amino acids)
Biological process (GO): regulation of DNA-templated transcription; response to muscle activity
Cellular component (GO): cytoplasm; nucleus
Source: RefSeq, a predicted model, not a curated record
AACUGGUUGGAACUAAAAUUAAGCAAGCUCUCAUAAGGUUUUUUUUUCUGUACAUUUACAGAAUAACAUGUUAAAUGCAGGUCUUUUGCGUUUGAAACGAAAUUUAGUGUUUUAGUUGGUCCUUUUACUUCCCUGUUUAUCUAUUUAACUUAUCCUUAACGGCACCAAUGGAGCUUCAUGAGGGAUGGUUGGUCGGUGGUUGGUGCCAUCUUGUGGUUUACAAAAAUACGGUCAAAAAUAAAAAGUCAUCGAGGUCAGGACAGUGAAAACUGGGAGGACUUCUCAAGUCGACCAGUUACCGUCUGGAAGUCAACUGCAUGGUAUCAGGGCCAACACGAAAGGAGAAGGACUUUGCUGAUUUGCUAUUUUCAGUUACCCAAAGUGGCAAAACCACAAAGGUCAGCGGAGUCUCACAUUAUGCACCUCCAGUCUCAUCUCCUGAUAAUUCUGGCUCUCCUGCAGCGUCUGGAAAGACUGCAUGGGAAAGUUUCAGAUCCACUGUCACCCCAUGACAUCACACCAGGGAGGUAUCAGCUGACCAACACGCACCCCGAUUGACCCCCGUAACUGCUGAGAGCCUGACUGUUGUUGGAACCAGCUGCAGCGGCUGAAGGUACAUCUGGGUUAUUCGAUUCAGUAUCGUAAUACAGAAUUAGUUUGAAAAGGCACUGAAAAGGCACCACAUCGAUAACAAAACAGUACAUUUAUAAAUACCAUGUGACCACUUUAGCGGCUUGCCAGUGGAGAGUCUAUUUAAAGUUGUGAAACAUUAUGCCUCUGUCGGAGAGGGUUAAGAACACUGCGUGUAUUACGUGAUCAGAAGCGCCAAUCUAUAUUUAUCAAAUCAUGGGGCUUGCUGCACUGCAUACUCCUGCAAAAGAACGCCCACCAAAGGACAUGCAGCAUGGUGCUGCCGAGACUCCAGACUUCCUAAUCCUUCACCCCCCUGCAGACCAGGAUCACAGCUGAGGCAGGACAGGCCGUCGUGUGCCCUUUAAGUCCAAUGGAAGAGUUUGAAUACAGCGUGGAGAUCUCUGAUCGUGACUGGGAAUGUUUCUUUGUGGAGUGCGAGGAGUGUAACCUGCUUCCUCCUUCAUUAGCAGGUGUGGAUGACUCGGGGAUGAGUGACAUUGAUGAAACAGGGUCCAUCUUUGCCAAGAGGGUUCAAAAAGUCAGCCUAACAGCCGGCUUUUCAGAGAUUGACCGUCCCAUUGACGGCCCCCCCGACUGUGAGGGCUCUCCUGCAGAGCAUUACCUCAGCAAACACGGUGUUGGUGGAAUGGAGAGCGUCCUUUCGGGCAGUGAGGAGGAUAUACACCUACAGUCUAUCAAUAUAUUCUUUGAAAGGUUGAAAAAUGCUACAGAGGCUGAGAGGAUCAGUAAGCCAAGCCAAGUGAGAGCUGGAAAAAACAGAGAGGCAAUGCAAUGUGACUGGCAACAGGCCAGUAGCAACACUUUGCCAAAAAACAUCCCCAAAUUAAUGCCUGCCAGGGGUGAAACAGCAGUUGGCAAAAGGACCAGUGAGUCUGUCGACACCAUCAGCAGCAUAACGACAAAAGACGAGCCUGGUUUCAGCAGUUCCCCUGAACCGGCAGCCAGUAACUCAGUGCUCCAGACUAACCAAUCAGCUCACUCUGAAACAAAGUUAUUAAUCACAGAGGAGGCCUGCACAAAAACCAGAGUAAGUGAGCCGCCACAGUGGAGUCAGACUCAUGACUCAUCAGGUGGGGUUGCAACAACACCUCACACUGGCAAAGUGAUGAAGGUGGUCAUGUGUACGCCUCUGGAUGAUGUUAAGCAGGAGGAUUUGUUCACAGACCAUGUGACUCUCAAGAAAAAGUGUAGCACUGAUUCCUGGAGUGAUCUAGAAAUGGUGACAAAUGUUAAGUGGAAGGAAGACCCGAAUGUUUUACAGUCAGACACAACAAGUCCGAAGAAAAGAAUGAGCCAAGAAUCGUCUCCAUCCGCCUCCGUCAGAAGGAAGAGGAGGAGGAAGAGACGACUCAGCACAGAGCCGGCUGAAAGCGUGCAUGGAUGCGAGAGGCAGGUUUUAGUCAAGCCGAGUGACUCAGAGGAAGAGCAGUGUGCGUGGAGAGGAGGAGCAGAUCUGUGUAUAUUUGAGGAUAUUAAUUCAUUUUAUUUAAAUGAACCUCAAAAAAAUGUUACGUCCCUUUUAAACACAUACUCAGCCAACAGCAGUGUCCCAGGGAAGAUAUCUGUGAAGGAGAUUAAAGUAAGUGGCCUUUCUCACUUCAGUCCUCCAUGUGAGAGCAUAGUCAGACUGGGAAGGUGUGAAGCAACAGGUUCAGCUGAAAAUAAUGCAACUAACAAGAGGUCCAUAACCCCACCGAGUCAAACUGACGACAAUGUAAUGUGUGCGUCAAACAACAGUAAUAAUUCCCCAAAUUUACAACCAUGCAGUAAAUUACAGGAAGAAAAAUCAGCUGGGUUGCCAGUUUCAGUUUCAGACAGUGUAACUGAUAUAUCAGACCUGACCACAGAAACAGCAAACUGUGGAAGAGAGGCUGCUCAUAUUGGGUGUUUUUGGCAGUCUGAUCAGAUGAAUAAUUCUGUCGUGUGUUGUGAAAAUGAACAGUUGUGCACAGCAGAGGUCAAAUCCCUAACUGACAGCAUUUCACUGAGCGCAGAGUCAAACGAUCCCACUGUGGAAGUCGGCCAAAAUGACAAACACUCCUAUGCAAAGCCAGACCUGGCUGAAGGGGCUGUGGAUUCUGACAGAGACAACCACACACUGUGUCAAAGAGAGGCUGAGCCCCAACAACAGCUGGAAAUUGACUGUCGCUACACAGACCAAUAUAGCUCUAUGCUGGAAAAGACACACUAUCCCCUGUCUGCAGAUGGUAUGAGCAGUUCUGAUGCUCUCAACGCAAAACCCAAGCCAUUUAACACUGGAAUCUGUCCAUUCUUAGACAACAUGUCCACACGAGUGGACUGUGCUAAACCAUCAUUAGAUACCAGCAAUUCAUUAUCUGAUAAAUGCUGCCCGUCUGAAAGUUUCUCCAGGUUAGAUAUAAACAUUCCAGUACAGGAAACAGAUAAAUCCACAACAGCUGAGAAAGCAAAAUUUCCAGCAACACAAAUAACAGCUUGUCAUAGUGGGAAUAUCUUUCUGUCUGGUGAACUGAAUCUAAGAGGCAAAAGUCAGAGAGAAACCAACUCGCCCAUGUCUGAAGACUUACUCACAAGUCCUUCAGACAUUACACCUGUGUCAUCCUUCUGUUCUGUGGACACAGAAUCAGUGAUGUCACUCUCAAGUAAAGAUAUGACAGACAUGUCAGGAAGUUCUUGUAUAUCUGUUAGUCAAAACGACUCUAGAGGUCAAGGAGAAAACACAUCACUAACUCUAACAAAACAUCAGAAAGGUGAUUUCACAUCUGGAUCUAAAAGCCCGUCUGUAUCUAAUGAUGCAGCAGAUUCAAAAUAUGAUUUAGUGCUUGAAGAAGUAGAUGCCAUCGCAGCAUCUAAAGCAGAAUGUGGACCUGGAAUGCUACCAGAUUCAAAACAGUCAGUAUUUGCUAUGUCUUCUUUCUGGAGUGAGAUGGAGAAACUGACAAUAAAUGAUAUUCUGGGUUUAAGAAUGAUCAGCAAAGCUGCUCCAGCCGGCUCCCUCGCACCCUUACAAGAAAGUGAGGAGACUGAUGUGUUUGCUCUGACUGAUUCAGGCUUUUUUACUCAACUGGAUGAAUCCAAGCCUGAACAAAUCAAUGAGGACAUGUCAAGUGGUCCAAACUCUGUAGAAUCGAGUUCAGCUCCAGUGUCUUCCACAGGCGUUAUGUGGGACAGUAAACCCGUCCCGGUGAAUCUGGGUCCUGAUAUUUACACUGGGAACAUGAUGUUGACAUCCGACAUUUCUCAAGCUGUCCUCCCUGAAAAUACUCAGACGUGCAUCAGAAAGAUUUGUAAAAAUGUAAGUGUGCACAAUCUACAUGCCCUGGAGUCUUUCAGCUACACAUGGAAAGGCCAAACUUUACAAAACUUGGACAAAGGAGAAUUAGAAAAAGUAGAGUAUUUCACUGAUGGACACAUGCUUAAGCAAGACAAAGAUGUGGACUGCUCGGCUUCAUCUGCAACAGACAGCUAUGGAUUCUCCCUCACAGAUAUAUUUCAGUACCUCUUUGGCGGAAAGCAGUCAAAUCCCAGCCAUUCAGCCACAGAUAACAUAACCACCUGCUACACUGAUGGAAAUUCUGUCCCUGAAACUUAUGAUCAUUUCUUCUCAGAGUUUGAUACAGAAAGCUUCUUCUACCCUCUCAUCACAGCAGAGGAUCAGACCAAAGACGAGCUGGUUCCUGUCUUUUCCUGCUCUCGCUCAGCUAACAGAAAUCUGCAGUUCCCAGAGUCUUACGAGUAUUUCUUUGCAUCGUCGUCUUCUGAUGAGUCUUCUGUGGAAUCUGAUGAAGAAGAUUACUGCGGUCCCGUGAGGGUGGUUAACAAGUUCAGCCGUACGUCAAGCUCAUCGAAGAUUUGUACAGACAUAUAUGAAAAUUUCUUCACAGACAGAGACCUAAGACAGGAUUUCUUUUGGAAAAACACACUCUCCUUGAGGAAUAUCACUUUUACUGGAUCUUCAGUCCAUAAGCAGAGUCUCUCAAAUUCUCUUGUGCCCGUGAGGUCAAGUGGCAGUACCCUUGGAAGCAGGUUUCAUUCUGUAAAUGCGCUGGGAAAUCAAGAUGUGGUGUUUUCUGAUUCACUUCUCUACCACUUGGAGGACAGGAUCUCAAGACAACUAGUUCAGCAGCCCUUCAAAUACGAGGAAUUACAGACGACUGUUUCAAAUCCAAGGUUGGAUGCCUCCCUCCUCCCUCUCAAACAGUCAGACAUGUGUUUGGUCUGUAUUGCAUUUGCUUCAUGGGUGCUGAAGACUGCAAAUCCACAAGUUGGAGAUGCCUGGAAGGCUGUUCUGCUGGCGAAUGUCAGUGCUCUGUCAGCCAUCCGAUACCUGCGUAAAUACGUCAAGAUGGAGGAAGCAUCCAAUGAGAGGAAACUACAGCUCACCGCCCCGUCUGAGUCUUGACGUCACUUCCUCUGAAUACGGUUCAAAUGAAACAUCUUUCCAUGAACAUCUGACAACAUCUGAUGCAUGACUUCAGACUUUCGAGGAAUUUUUCAGACGCUUGAUGUGUUGGUACUUGUUUGCCCUACGUAUGUGCACAGCAGGUAAGGGUUUCUUUUCGUCUCUGAUUUGCUCCUUGAUAAAUUCAUUUGGCUGUCAUUUUAACUCUUUGAUAUCUGAAAGCGUUUGCAUAAAAUAUGAUCGCAGGCAAGAUGAGACAUUUCCUGUAUAUUCAUAAGAAAUAUGUAAAUAGGGUUUCAAUAAGUACGGAAAGAUUAGAAGCAGGUUUAUUCAGAGCUGUACAGAGUUGAGAUGUUAGAUGAAAAUAUGAUAUAUGGAUCAACAUGAGGGACUUGAAGAGUUACAGUUUGUUCCUGUUACAUUGCAUUCAUUUAGCAGCCGUUUUUGUGUUAAAUAUUUCAAACAACUGAACGUAUUUGAUAAAAUAAGAUGAUGUUAAGUCUGGUCUAAUGUUUCAUUCAACUUAACGCCAUUGCAAAUUACUAUUCAUUUGAGGGACUGUGUUCUGUGCCAGUAUCAGUUUUCUAUGUAUGAAGGGCAUCUUAUGUUCGUGAUGGAUCAUUUAUAGAUGACUGUACAGUGUUUUGUCAUAUGUGUUGCUCUGUGAGCUGCCGUUGUCGUUUCAUUUUAAACCACAGUAAACAGCAUCUCGGA